Messenger RNA from Agrilus planipennis (emerald ash borer), 993 nucleotides. RefSeq lists its product as uncharacterized. Gene Ontology annotation, biological process: DNA integration. The transcript has a single exon. The coding region runs from base 1 to 993 and encodes 330 amino acids. Lineage: Eukaryota; Metazoa; Arthropoda; Insecta; Coleoptera; Buprestidae. Gene Ontology annotation, molecular function: nucleic acid binding. The record is from RefSeq and is a predicted model, not a curated record.
AUGGACAUCAUAGGGCCAAUGCCACCCUCACGAGGAUACAGGUACUGCCUAACGAUGAUCGAUCGUUUCACACGAUGGCCAGAGGCAACGCCGAUCAAGGACAUAACAGCGGACACCGUCGUCGACGCGUUCUUUCAGACCUGGGUUGCUCGAUACGGCGCACCUGGAAAAAUAACACACGACAUAGGAACGCAGUUCGACUCCCAACUGUUCGACGCAAUGACGACGAUGAUUGGUUGCAAAACAGUCAGAACAACCAGCUACCACCCAGUGGGAAACGGAUUGGUCGAGAGAUGGCACAGGACUCUCAAAGCAGCAAUAAAAGCACACGAAACAUCCAACUGGGUGAAUGUGUUGCCAGUUGUUUUGCUUGGCUUACGCACCAGCUACAAAGACGACAUCAAAGCCUCAGCUGCGGAGAUGACCUACGGCACAACUCUUCGACUCCCAGGCGAAUACUUUAUGGAGGACGAACCGUUACCGGACCCAAAUUUCUUCCUCGAACAUCUCCGCCAAUCCAUGAGGAAGCUCAGACCAAAACCGACGGCGCACCACCAUAAGCCGAAGAUUUUCACUCACAAGGCUCUACACGAUUGUACCCACGUUUUCGUACGAGUCGACCGUGUGAAAAAACCGCUAAAGCAGCCGUACGAAGGACCGUUCGAAGUAAUCCGAAAAACAAAUGAAUUCUGUUUCAGGGUUAACGUCAACGGCACACCGACGGAAAUCUUGAUCGACAGGCUCAAACCCGCCUUCAUCGAGAACGAAGCCGCGACAACACCAGAAUCAGACGAACACUCCAGCGCAGGCUAUAGGACGUACCCGGGCCCACGAACCAGACACGUUACUUUCGCUCCCCAACCUGGUCGCUCGAGGCGAAGCACUGUGGCGAUACACAGAACCGAAAGUAUUGUUAUCGUUACGCGAUACACAACUGUCAUACUGAUUUCUUUACUUGUGUUACCUCGUUGGAAUAAAAUUGAUAUCCAUUAA